UUAGACUCCCCCAAAAAUGGAUUCUACUUCAGAUUCUUCUUCUUCUUUUUCUAGUAAAAGAGUUGUGUGGUUGAUUGCAAUUCCCUUGAUUUUAGUAUUUCUAUAUUUUGCCCUAAAAGGUUCAACAAAUUACUAUAUUUUAUCAAAUAAUGAGAGCAAACACAAUAUUAAUCCACCAAUUGCUCAAUUACAAAAGCAGCUGAUAAGUAAUUUAGAGAGAGUUGAAGUAGGUCUUGUAAGAGUUAGAGUUGCUAUAAAAGAAGCACAUAGGAAAAAUCAAACAUUUGAUGAUCCUGAGUAUGUCCCUACCGGUCCAAUUUACUGGAACCCCACUGCCUUUCACAGGAGCUACAUGGAAAUGGAGAAACAUUUCAAGAUUUACGUCUACGAGGAAGGCGACCCCCCUGUAUUUCACUAUAGUGAUAGUCAAGGAAUCCUUGGAAUUGAAGGGAUUCUAAUUCAUCAGAUUGAGAUAAGCAAGUUUCGGACGAAUGAUCCUGAAAAAGCCCAUGUUUACUUCCUGCCCUUCAGUGUCUUAUCAAUUGUAAGCUACGUUUAUGUUGUCGAUUCUCGUGCAUGGAGUCCUAUGCAGAAUACAGCAGCAGAUUAUAUUGAUGAAAUCUCAAGAAAAUACCCUUAUUGGAACAGAAGCCUUGGAUCUGAUCACUUCAUGCUUGCUUGCCAUGAUUGGGCUCCUACAAUUUCUUUUGGGGUUCCUUACUUGUAUAAGAACUCAAUACGAGUACUAUGCAAUGCAAAUACCUCCGAAAGAUUCAAUCCUACCAAGGAUGUAACUUUGCCAGAAAUCUAUCUCCCUCAAGGUAAAAUGGAUGGAUUAAUGGGAGGUCCGUCUCCAUCCAAUCGUUCUGUUUUAGUUUUCUACGCGGGAGGAAUCCAUGGCUACAUAAGGCAAGUGCUCAUGGAGCACUGGGGAAAGAAUGAUGAUCCGGAUGUGCAAAUACACGAGUACCUUCCGGAGAAUGUCUCCUACUAUGGCAUGAUUAGAAAGAGCAAGUUCUGCAUUUGCCCAAGUGGUUAUGAAGUGGCUAGCCCGAGAAUGGUUGAGGCACUUUACAUGGGAUGUGUACCGGUACUCUUGAAGGAUCAUUAUGUGGCUCCUUUUAAUGAUGUUUUGAACUGGAAAAGUUUUGCUGUUGAAAUGAAUUCGACUGAUAUACUUAACUUGAAGAAAAUCUUGAUGUCAAUACCUCAACAACAGUACAUUAUAAUGCAAACUAGAGGCCUUCAAGUUAGAAGGCAUUUUGAGGUAAAUUUUCCUCCUAAGAGAUACGAUGUCUUUCAUAUGAUUCUGCAUUCGAUUUGGCUUCGAAGGCUCAACAUACAAGUCCACGACACGAAGGAUGGAUGACUGUUCCACAAGAAGUUUACUGUAUUAUUUGGCUAAGUUGCUUUACCAGAUCCUACACAAAUGUCGCGCCGUAUCAGACUAUCAGACCCUCUAAAUAUAAUGCAUUUUUGAAGAAUUCAAGCCGCAUAAGAGUAAAUUUCAUGUGUAGUCAUCCAACUUUGUGUUGA
Capsicum annuum is the source of this 1536-nucleotide messenger RNA. Its product is annotated as probable glycosyltransferase At5g03795. The transcript is spliced from 3 exons. The record is from RefSeq and is a predicted model, not a curated record. Gene Ontology annotation, molecular function: glycosyltransferase activity. NCBI's taxonomy places the organism in Eukaryota, Viridiplantae, Streptophyta, Magnoliopsida, Solanales, Solanaceae. Bases 17 to 1369 code for a protein of 450 amino acids.